AUGUCUGCCUCUCCGAAGGGGGCUGCUGAGACGUCAGUAUGUGUUCGUUGUACGAACCAUAUUACUAUGGGUCAUGCGUACGAAUUAGGCGGAAAUAGAUGGCACACCCACUGUUUCUCCUGCUACAAAUGUGAUAAGCCUCUAAGUUGUGACUCGGAUUUCUUAGUUCUGGGUACAAGUGAUCUCAUAUGUUUCGAGUGCUCGGACUCAUGCAAAAAUUGCGGUAAGAAGAUCGAUGAUUUGGCUAUCAUUCUUGCAUCAUCGAAUGAAGCUUAUUGUUCUGAAUGUUUCAAAUGUUGCAAAUGUGGUGAAAAAAUUAACGAUCUUAGGUAUGCAAAGACAAAGAAAGGGUUAUUCUGUAUAACUUGUCAUGAACGACUUUUAGCCAGGAAGAAGUACCAUGAGGAGAAGAAGCGAAGACUAAAGAAACAGUUGCCGAUCGUUCCAUCGCCCAAAUUACCAGACUCCUCUUCUUCACUUGACCCGCAGAAGAUGGAGUUCAGCAGCGUGGAGACUGCGAAUAAUAGUAAUUUGAACUCGAGCUUAGAUCCGGGGCUCGAACUCACGCCAGAAAGCAACCCUUAUUCCGUAGUUUCAUCAAUUGCACCGGAUAGGUCUAGUUCACGACCUGCAACUGCAGAGUUGUUGCAGCAUAACCACCAGCAUGCAGAUAAUAAUUACAGUGAGGAUGUAAUAAACCAACUGAACCAAUCACCCUCUCCACCUCCACAAAAGUCCAUUACCGCUCCAAUAGAUUUCUCAAAGAAGGAUGCUAUAGUUAAGUCAAGCUCGAAUAGUGUCAUUGCACAAUUCUUAGAUGAUGAGUACCAUGAUGACGACGGUAAUGUAUCAAUUUCAACACAACACAAGGAUUCACAAUUAGAUAAAAUCUUACAGAACACGUUGGACAAUUCUGAGGAGGAUACUUUACAGAUAAGCUCUACUUUCAACUCAUCCGAUAACCUACCAUCUAGCCUAAGGCAAAAUUCGGAUUCCAGUGUAAUGAUAACUCGGGCCGAUUUGGAGCAACAAUUGAAUGAUGGCCCAGAUAGUUCAAUCAAUAAAACACCUUUGCAUUCUUCAGUCAAAUCUCCAUCACAUGGCUUGAAGUCCCCAAGAUCGCCAGAAUUACAUAGGCACGCUAUUGUUUAUGCGACUGAAUCACAAGAAGACAUUAUUUCUGAGCAGUAUUCAACAAGUAUAACUGCCGCAUUAAAUACCCCUAAAGCAAGAAAUAACAGCAUUGAAGAGGAUUCUCACUUCCGGACUCCAAAAUCCGAUACAGAAUCCAAACCUACUGGACUGGGUAUUUCAACACCAAAAUCUAAACAGAAGUUUAAACUGAGUAGCUCUCUUGCCAUUAUAUCUCCUAGAACAGAAGCUGUCAAACAUUCAAAUACCAUCGGCAUCCCAUAUGACAGCACAGAAGAGAGACCUCCAAGUUCAACCAAUACAGAAAACGCAUCUACAAUUAACCAUUCUGCUCCGGACCAUCAUCGUAGGACAUCGAGUGGUGCAAAAAAUAUCACAAGGUCACUUUCAUUCAGAUCUAAAAACUUGAUCUCGAAUCUAAGGAACAAAACUAGGUCAGCAAAUUCUCCAGGCAGGUCUUCAGAAAAGGAUUUCGACACUCAUUCAGGUUGGGGCGUUGUAUCUACACAUCCUGCAAUAGAUGAAUCAUCAAGCUCGCAAACAACUCAGGUACCACGGAGACGGGUGUCUGGUAGGGGCCAAAGUGAUAGCACCAUCUAUUCACAUAUACCUACAGACAGUGCGCAACAACCAAAUCAUAUAAGGUCUCAAAGUGGAAGCAACAAAGUUGCGAUGUUCAGAACUCCACCUUUAGGCUCCGCGAAUACUACAGUACACUCACACAAUAAAUCUCUAAGCAUUGAUCCUAAUAACCAAAGCACUAUACGGGAGGACGAAAAAUCCGACGAUGAUCGAGUAUUCACUCCUGUGGCAAAAGAUUUCUUCGAAAAGGACGUGAAAUCUAUCAGUUUGCAGUUAAGGAAACUUAAUAUGGAGGUCAAGGAAUUACAACUGACGAAGGCUCAAUUAACUGCUGACAUUGAAAAACUAAAGAUUACAAAAGAGACUUUGACGUCAGAAACCGAAGCCCUUCGAAUUGAAAAACGGGAUCUCAAAUUAACGACGACAUCACAAGAAUCAUUAACUGACGACGCAUACGAGGUGGAUUUCAACGGAAGCAAUAAUGCUCUAAGCCCUACUAGAAACCAACUCCCUUCUACAUCCAAUAGCAGUAUUGCAAAACCUCGAUUUUGGAAACUUUUCGGAAGUGGGAAUACUAAUGUAAGACAGGUCAAUCCAAAUUCUUCCAAAUCCAUAGAAAUUAGUGCUCCAAUGCUACAGAAUCCAAAUGAAUUUGAUGACCUGAAACUUUUCCCAAUUCCCUAUUCCGCGUCGAAUGACUCUGUUCCAAGGAACAGUUUAUCAUCUUCCAGUUCUGAUGGACAAACUCUCUAUGGAUCAUCCCUGGUUGCAAGAUGUGCAUAUGAAAGACGGGAUGUUCCAUUAAUCAUUACAACAUGCAUCAACUAUAUCGAAUCAGACCCUGAAUAUAUGAUGGCCGAAGGUAUUUACAGAAAAUCAGGUAGUCAGGUUAUCAUAGAGCAAUACGAGAAAAUGUUUGCAGAAGAAGAAAAAGUCGAUUUUGGAAAGCAAAAUACUGAUGUUCACGCAGUAACGAGCAUAUUCAAAAGAUAUUUACGCAAGCUUCCAAAUCCAGUUUUCGGUUAUCAAUGUUAUGAAAGUUUGAUAAAUUUAAUUCGUGAGAAUAACCUGUUGAUUGAGCUUCCAUUAAACAAUAGUUUAAAGCAACCAGAUCUUUUUACCAACAUUUUGGUAAAGUUAAGCGACAUAUUGAAAACUCUGCCUAUUCAACAUUUAGUGGUUUUGAAACUUUUAUGCAACCAUUUAGAACUGAUCAUGAGGUAUCAAGAGGAUAAUCUGAUGAAUUUGCAUAAUUUGGCUCUUGUCUUUGCUCCUGGGCUAAUCAAGGAUUAUUCUGGUGAAAAAGAUAUUGUGGAUAUGAAGGAAAGGAAUUAUUUGAUCGGACUUGUAUUACAAAAUUAUAGAGAGAUUUUUAAAGUUCUUCAACAAAAGAUAGAUGCAUAA
Messenger RNA from Kluyveromyces lactis, 3138 nucleotides. RefSeq names its product GTPase-activating protein RGA2 (gene RGA2). The transcript has a single exon. Lineage: Eukaryota; Fungi; Ascomycota; Saccharomycetes; Saccharomycetales; Saccharomycetaceae. Gene Ontology annotation, cellular component: cytoplasm. The record is from RefSeq and is a predicted model, not a curated record. The coding region runs from base 1 to 3138 and encodes 1045 amino acids. Gene Ontology annotation, biological process: regulation of GTPase activity; signal transduction.